CCAUUCAACUUUCACAUAACCCCUGUUUUCGUCUUUACAACACACAACACACACUCUCUCUCUCUCUCUCUCCUAAUUUGUGUAGGUAGUUCUCUCACAGAUUGGUUUCCUCUCUCUCUCUCUCUGUGUCCAGUUAGUUGUUUGUGAGUGAAAAUGUCAGACGAAUCAACAGCAACCUGCAUCGAUAUCCUCUUGGCCAUCAUCUUGCCUCCCCUUGGGGUCUUCCUCAAAUAUGGCUGCCAGGUAGAGUUCUGGAUUUGUGUGUUGCUGACCUUGUUUGGAUGGUUACCUGGAAUCAUCUAUGCUGUUUAUGCCAUCACCAAGUGAUUUAUCUAUCAUCCCCUCCCAUAUCCUCAUCUACUCUGUUUAGGUAAAUCCACUAACCACCUCUCUCUCUCUCUCUCUCUCUAUUGAAGCUUGUGUUGUGACACAUCAAAUCCAUGCCUAUGAUUAAUUUUAUUUAGAUCAAUAGUAUUUUAGUACAUUAGUCUAUUUGAGUGAUAACUAUUUUAUUUAUUUAAAUUGUAUCUUUUUAAACUUUAUUCAUAUUUUAUAUUUUUUUUUAUAAAAAAUAAAAAAAUAUACUUAUUUAAAUCCUCCUAAAUGCUCCAUAAAUUUUAUAUUUAUGGAAGUAAAGAGUGAAUUGUAAUUUUUUUUCCCUUUCUACUCUAUGAAAAUUAAAUAUGUUUUAGUCAGCACCAUAUAUGCCAGUUGGGAAAAUUUAUUGGGAGAAUUACGCAUCUGAAAAAUAAUAUUUAUAAUUUUUUUUUCCACUAAUCCCCUUAAUGGUAAUUUUUCCAAUUUUUUUUUUAGUAAAUCCGGAUUAUAUAGGGUGUGGCUCUUCGCAUUGGAUUGAGUCAUGAAACUAUUUUAUUUUUAUAUUUUAGACUAAAUAAUUAUGUAUUUUAUUACUAUAAAGUGGACAUAUAAUUGCAUGAUAUAUUAAACUUAUCCUAUACUAACUUUUUGUUAGUGGGCGACAAUUAUAAAUCAAAAUUCUUCUCUUGGUAAUUUUGUUGGGUGGUACUCUUUGACUUUAUCUAUUUAUUAUUAUUAUUUUUUGACAUAUAUUUAUUUAUUUAUAAGGAUACAUAUAUGAACAUUAAUUUGUAAAAAGUAAUCUUCCUUCUUAAAAUAAUAAACUACUUGGAUAGAUCUUUUAUUUUAAAAUAAACCUGAUUUAUCAUUUUGCAUAAAUUCUAUUUCUAAUUGUUUUGUGUUUAUCCUAAUUGUAAAAAUAAAGUUGUAAAAUCAGCAUUAAAUUAUUGGCAGAAAAUUUUAAUUGUUUGUCCAUUUAUAUUUUUGUCAUUUCUUAGUUGGGUGGGUAUUUGUCAUUUCUUAGUUGGGUGGGUAUCCAAAGGAGGUUGUUACAUGUGGUUCACAUAUCUUUGUGAGGGUAGGUCCUCAUCAAUAAUUAAUCAAAUGGGGCAAAAACCAUCAUAUUCUUGAUUGUCAUAAACAACAUUCAUGAUAUAUAACACAUGCAUGUAUGAAAAUAUAGA
Camellia sinensis is the source of this 1502-nucleotide messenger RNA. The record is from RefSeq and is a predicted model, not a curated record. Lineage: Eukaryota; Viridiplantae; Streptophyta; Magnoliopsida; Ericales; Theaceae.